Molecule: messenger RNA, 270 nt
Organism: Didymodactylos carnosus
Lineage: Eukaryota; Metazoa; Rotifera; Eurotatoria; Philodinida; Philodinidae
Source: the annotation of a GenBank genome assembly
AUGCUGAAAGUAUCUAAAAUUCAUACAUUAUAUUACGAAGAAAGUGGAAACUCAUCGGGUAAACCGAUUCUGUUUUUACGUGGUAGACCAGGCGGUGGCACUGAACCGCGGGAUAGACGAUUUUUUGAUCCACAAACCUAUAAAAUUAUCUUGUUUGAUCAACGUGGUGCUGGUAAGUCAAUACCAAAUGCACGUUUAGAUGAGAAUACGACAUGGGAUUUAGUCGAUGAUAUAGAAAAAUUACACAAAUAUUUAAAUAUUGAUAAAUAG